Epinephelus moara (kelp grouper) is the source of this 2094-nucleotide messenger RNA. RefSeq lists its product as uncharacterized. The record is from RefSeq and is a predicted model, not a curated record. The transcript is spliced from 12 exons. Gene Ontology annotation, biological process: lipid transport; lipoprotein metabolic process. Gene Ontology annotation, cellular component: extracellular region; membrane. NCBI's taxonomy places the organism in Eukaryota, Metazoa, Chordata, Actinopteri, Perciformes, Serranidae. The coding region runs from base 139 to 1896 and encodes 585 amino acids. Gene Ontology annotation, molecular function: lipid binding.
AUGGCAUCUGUGGUCUGACGAGAGGACAGGCAUGUAAACGCACCGCGAAUUGUUGAGCCAUUUCCUACACUGGAUUCGUAACUAAAGGAACAAGCGGAGUAGUGAAGCAGAGAAGACUGAGAACUGAUCAACUGGAACAUGACGCCUCCCAAACCCCCCAGGACGAAGUACACCACCCGGUCUGCCAUCAUCAGCUCCUAUGAAGUCGUGCAGCCAACCUACGAAGACCCGGAUGCACCAACGCCUGCUGUCACAGUUGAAAAGCAGACAGAGGUUAAAGUCAAGCCUGUACCUCGUCCGCGAUCUAAAACACUACCAACGUCCCAGUUAACCAACAACAGCAUCACUGACGACUCUGCAGACACAACCAGCAAUACAUCCGAUGAGGUGAGUCCCCAGCCCAAUGGAUAUCCUCAAGACUACAAGACGCCUCGCCCUGUCCGUCCUCCUCCCAGACCACCACUGAGCAAAUGUAUGACCCUCAGUAAACCCACAGCAGCAGUCGACGGAGGCAAUCACUACAUAACUUCAAUUCCUGAGCCAACUCCUCCAGCUGUCAGUGCUGAGAAGACACAGUCUGCUCCUGGAUGGCGGCCUGAACGCCCCCCUCUGCCCUCCGUCUAUUACGAUUCACCACGUUGUACAAUGAAGUUAAAACCUGAGAGCGACACUGAUGAGAGUCAGCCAUCCAAAUGUUCCUACGUCAGCUCUACGCAGCAACCCCCAGUCUCAGCAGAUGUCUCUGAAGAAGAGGGGAACCUCUUCGGGAUUUACAGAGCAAUGCCCACCGACAGACCUGUAGUUCCACCCCGACUCUGUCAGUCCACCCUCCCCUACUCGCCUCCUGAGGGGAGACCACCGCGUCCACCUUCAUUCACCCCACCAGCCCCACCUUCAACAGGGACACUAUCAGAGGCAUUGUACAGUGAGAUAGAGCACCGUCCCUACCUGGACGUUCUGCCAGAGGACGGAGAUCAGAUGACACUAGGGACUCCAUCACUCCGUUACCAGACUGGCUGUUACUCUUCUCGCCAACAGACCAUGGAGGACUCAGAGGACAUCAUCGGGAUGUUGAGAUGGUUGAAAAAAGUGUCAAAACCUGAUUACAUGACUCCACCUGUAUAUGGCCUCAGUAUAGACGAGGAAAUCAGGUCAUUUAAUCAGAGAGCCAUAACUGUGAAAAAGGCCCUGCGUCUCUACAACCGCCUCAUGAUGAAACACAACGAAAGCUUGCGAAACAUCAUCACAGAGUUCAACUGCAUUGCCAACAACCUGGACAAGUUAAAGAAGAAGACCAAAACCAUGGACAUUGCUGGCGGCACGACAGGAGCUGUUGGAGGGAUGACUGCAGUUUUGGGUAUCGCCUUGGCUCCUGUGACCUUUGGUACCUCGCUGAUCGCUACAGCUGUUGGCGCUGGUAUGGUGGCGUCCGCUGGGGGCAUCGGCGCCCACACUGCAAAGACCAAAAAGAACAUGGUGAACAGGAUGGCAGUUGAGAAACUCGUAUACGACUAUAAGGGUUGUAUUGUUGACCCGGAGCACUGUCUGGAUUUUAUCCUGUCUGGGAUGAAUGAGCUGCGGCGGCACGACAUUGCCAGGAUACAGAGAGCGGGGGCGCAGCCGGAUGCAGUGAAGAUGGCACAUCUGUCGCAGUCUGUGUUUAGAACAACCAUGAGCAAUGAUAGGCGGACUCCUGUUGCACACGGAGCUGGGAUGGCAUCUGAGAGACUGCUCAUGGCUUUUAUCAAGGAAAUGGAUCAGUAUUUUUCAGAGAAGGAUGACCAGCAGCUGAAGAAGUCGAAUAAGAGCAGGUUUUCUGGUAGAAUUCGCUUGCUGGCGAAAAAUCUGCAGGAUGAGCUGGAUCACCUAAAUCAUAUGUGGGAACUGUUCGGUUGAACUUUUGGUGGUUUGAGUGUGUUUGUAUGUGACAGUGUGUCUGUGUGUGUGUGUGAAUGAGAGAAAGAAAUAUGUUUAACAAUGUCUUAACUGAAGAUCAAAUACUUUAUUUACCUCUUAUAUUUUAAUAAACAUUUUAUAUUUGUAAAACCGAGGCUAAUGUGCAAUUUAUUAAAGCCAGUAUUUAAAGACAUACUA